AUGAGUGAAAUUGCCGUCUCCUCAUCCGGUAGGCCAAGCAUGGGGCCUGUCACACUUCCCGCUGUCGCUUGUUUUGAAUUCAUCUUGGAUGAAAGUUUAUUAGAAAAACACUUGAGCGAGCCCAAUCCAGAUCCAACACCUGGUCAGAUGAUUGUGAAUUUUAUGCAACAGGCUGAAGCUCAGAACAAUGCAACACUUCCUACUCACAAUAAGGGUGACAUGGGUAAUAAUCACACAGGCUCUGCCGAUGUUAAAUCAGAAGAUAUUCCAGAAAACAAGCUCCCAGGAUUUAAUAAGAAGGUGAAAGCAUUGAAGAUUCUGGCACUUAAAGUGGCUGCCUUUCUGAAAUGGGAUCUGGAAAUUCUUGGCAAAAGUAUUCCUCUAACAAUGGCCCAGACAUUGCUACUUGAACUGGUUCGAGCCACUAUGGGCAAUGGUAGUAUUGAGAAAGUGAACACAGUCCUGGAUUUCAGCAGUCUUUCUGAUGAGGCUGCCUUUGCUGUUCAGCUCUUCCAUAGAUGGUGUAUAGAAACAGUUGUCAUGGAUACUUUUCCGAACAGGCCUCAGAAAACUAGUUUUGUGUCUGUACCUGGUAUUCAAGAAGCCAUGUUUACUCUGGCUGGUAUCAAUGAAUCACUUGUCCGUUUGUUAAAAGAUCAAAUAAAGAGUUCUGUGGACAAUCUGAAACUGUUCCUUAAACAUUGUCGAGACCAAAUGGUCCCUACUCUCCAGUACUUCUGUGUUCCUACAGAAAUUUCAAAUCCAACUGAUAACCACUCAGAAAAAGGACUCAAAGUACCUGCUAAUGAAUUCAAAACUCAGGUUUCUUAUUCAUUGGGAAUGUAUUUUUUCCAUCUGGAAGAAUACACAGAAGCAUAUGAAAUGUUUAAACUUACAGAGGAGGCAUUUGUGCCUUCUGGUUAUUAUUGUCGAGUAGAUGAAAGUCACCUGAAAGGUUACUUAGUUGCUUGUCGAAACAUAUUAUCUGUGCCUUUGCCACCUACCCACACACUCUCCCUUUUUGAACAGGUAGAAGCAUCCAAAGCCAAUGGUUAUAAAAACCUUACUGAUAUUUUGAUGAAAGAUAAUAUCAAGAGAGACCUUUCUGCAGAAUAUCGCCAUCAAAUCCUGGAAGAGCUCAAUCGAAAACCCUCUAACGAUAUGGUAAAUCUGAUGCUUCAAGUGAGUGCCUGUAAUAUUGUCUAUGAGGUAAUGGAUGGCCGUGUUGUGAUGUCCAGUUUCAUGGAUGAAAUGAAACGAGGAGGACAGAAAGCUGCAGAGUUUCUCCUCAUGGUUCUCUCACAUGCUAUGAAGGGUGCGAACAAUGCAGAGCGUGAACAUCUCAAAUGCUUUACCGGGCAUAUGGCUCAACUUUUGCCACGAGAAACAAAGUUUGUAGCAUUGCUAACCAAAAGUGAAGUCUACUCGUAUUUCAAUGAUGCUGAGCGGAUUGAAAUGACAAGUUUUGAAGAUGAUGAAGACUUGAUGAAUGAAGAAAUAUCUUUUGAUUAUGGGCAGUCUUAUAUUCAAGACUCUACAUCUUCAGUUGUUGAUGCUGAAAGACAGAUUUUGUAUGAAUUCAAUCCUCGGAAAGUUGAAGAAUUGAUCAUUAAGUUGACCCAAAAGUGGGGUCGUCAUCCAAAUCAGAUAAUGGCUCUCUCUAACCAUUGGCAGGUACCAAAACCCCUACGACACAUGCUGGAAAGCAUGCCAUCCAGUAUGCAACAGACAUAUGCCUAUAUUCUUGUUGGCAAAUCCCGACAUUGUCUUAAACUCAAGUCAUAUGACAUUGCUCAAGAACUUCUAUCAUCUGCCCUGAUGGCUAUCAAAGACUAUAACUUUGCUCUGAAGAAGCAUUUGCAAUAUCAGAUGUUGUUGGUGGACCUCUGGCAGGCAGACAGCAGCCAUUGCAGUAAUGAGCAGUUGCAUGACUUAGCAAAUAAAGCCAAAUCUUGCCUCAAUACUGUUAGAUCAGGACAAGAGACUCCUCCAACUCCUGAAGUUGUUGAACAAGCAGCUGCUUUCUUACUGAAUGUUAAAGACUGGGAAUAUUUGAGUAAUAUGGAUGGCUCUUCAAAUGGUUUUAUUGAAAUCAGCUUCCUGUUAGCAAGAGCUUGUAAAGAAAUUAACAACAUAAAAAAUGUUCGGAAACCUGCCCGAGAGUUAUGGGAAGCAGUUGGAAAUAUAUUCUCAUCCAUUACAUCUCAAAAACGGUCAAGUUCUGGCCGAGAGACCACAGUACAUCGGGAUAAUUCUUUAGCCAUCAUGUCAAAGGAAAGCUUUAACCAGUUUAUCAAAAAACUUAAGGAACCUGUGCUGAUUACUUUCCUGAUUUCUUGUCUUACCAGACAGUACAAUAUCCUUAAGGACAACAUUAGCAGUGAUAUCUUCAAUACUUAUACAACAAUAUGGCCAUUCACUAUCAACAAUAGCAGUUCAAUGAAUAUUCCUGCUUUGGCAGAAUCGGUGAUGAUUCUCAUGCAACAUGCCCUCAAAGAAGAUGCCCUUAAUCCAUCAUGGCUCAGGAUUCAGGCAGAUAUUUACUAUGCUCACAAUCAAUAUAAUGCAGCUAUGAAGUAUUACUUGGAGGCUGGUGUUGUGUCUUCAAAUUAUUUUGCCAUUCCAGUACCUCAUCCUAUAUAUGAUGAAGCAGUUUAUAAGAAAAUGAUCAAAUGCUGUUCCUAUCUACAAUGCCAUACACAGGUUGCUGUUUUAUGCCAAUUUCUUGAGCCAGUGGACUAUCCAGCUGCUUUCAAAGCACUACAAGAAACUCAAACCUAUGAUGCCCAGGACACCUACUACUGCUACAUUUGGGACCUCAAUAUCUUAGAGUACCUCACUCACAUUCACACUAAACGUGGAGAGCUGAUAAAGAAGCAGCAAGUGUUAAAGGCACUAGGGCAGAUGGACCUAAAUGUCUGCAAUCCUGAGGAUAUCCUGCAUGAAGCAAUCCAACAUCGGAAGAGCAAUUUUCUUCGAGCAAUGGCCAAAAUGUAUUUGUAA
This is a messenger RNA of Acanthosepion pharaonis, 3003 nucleotides long. The record is from the annotation of a GenBank genome assembly. NCBI's taxonomy places the organism in Eukaryota, Metazoa, Mollusca, Cephalopoda, Sepiida, Sepiidae.